AUGUCUUAUAAUACUGGCCAAACUCCCGAUUCCGUUUAUCAAGGUGAAGGUGACCUUAGGGCCCAAAACAGUGGUUCUUAUUCUUUCAGGAGUGAUAUAAUGUCUACCCCUCCGCAUAAAAUUCGUACUCCUGAUUUUGAUCGUCUUUUACCACAAAGAUCUCUUAAUCCGGUCCAAGAUCUGCAAAUGCGGAUUGUAACCGAAGAAAGUUCCAAAAAGAGGAAGUUAUCGGUCAUCGAAGAGGAAGCACAACAAGCAGUUGUGGGACAAGCAAUGUUACCAUUAAGAGAAACAACCGAUGAUAUUAUUCAUCGUUUGAAUUCAACUCCCACAAAGUCAUCCAAGAGAUUGUUGUCUUUUAGUACACCGACGAAAGAACGAAACUAUUUUUUCGAUUCGCCGGUCAAGAGAGAUUAUAAUUCAAGUCCGCUUCCGCUGGAAGCGCAGUUAAUUUUAACUAGCCCUCGUAAGCCGCCCAGAUAUAUUAGUAGAACUCCAUACAAGGAUGACUUUUACUUAAAUUUGGUGGAUUGGUCUUCCACAAAUAUUUUAGGUGUUGGAUUAGGUACAUGUGUUUAUCUUUGGAAUGCAGUUACUUCAAGGGUUGUGAAGCUUUGCGAUAUGGCAAGCUCAGGAAGGCAUGGUAAUAGCAACACAGAGAAUGUUACAUCAGUUAGUUGGAUGCCGACGGGUUCUCACAUAGCCGUUGGGACAGCUCUAGGUCCUGUUGAAAUCUGGGAUGUUCAUCAAAGUAGAAAAAUCAGAAAGAUGAAAGGACAUGUUCAACGAGUAGGUGCCUUAUCUUGGAAUUCUUAUAUUGUUAGUUCUGGAGGGCGAGAUAGGAUGAUUUAUCAUAGGGAUAUCAGAUCCCAAAAUGACUAUACGGCAAAAUUAUCUGGGCAUAGACAAGAGGUUUGUGGACUCAAAUGGAAUCCAGAGGGAAAUCAACUUGCUAGUGGUGGGAAUGACAAUAAGCUCUUGAUAUGGGACAGAGCAAGUGAUGUACCUCUUCAUAAAUUUCCUCAUCAUACGGCAGCU
Messenger RNA from Cetraspora pellucida, 1038 nucleotides. Lineage: Eukaryota; Fungi; Glomeromycota; Glomeromycetes; Diversisporales; Gigasporaceae. The record is from the annotation of a GenBank genome assembly.